AUGACGUCCAUGUGGAAGGCACAGAACGCAUCGUUGAAGCGGCCGCAAAAUACGAUGUUGAUAGAUACAUUCACGUCUCCUCCCACAGCGCCAACCUACAAUCUACGUCCGAAUUUUACGCUACUAAGGCAAGUCAAUUCCCUUUUGCUUUGUUGUUUGUUGGGGGCUGGAUCUCACAUGCGCUAUCUGUCUCAGGCUCGAGGUGAGCAAGUGGCCAGGCGUGUUUUUCCGGAAGCCACCCUCGUUAGACCAGCACCAAUGUUCGGGUUCGAAGACAAUUUACUUCUCAAGCUUGCCUCCGUUCUUAACCUGUUCACUGCCAACAACAUGCAAGAAACAUUUUGGCCAGUUCACUCAAUCGACGUUGGCGCCGCAUUGGAAAAGUUGCUCUAUGAUGAUUCCACGACCGGUCAAACCUUUGAACUCUAUGGCCCCAAACAGUAUAGCAUGGGACAAAUCGCUGCUAUGGUAGAUAAAGAAAUCUUCAAGCAGAGACGGCAUAUAAAUGUUCCCAAACGCAUUCUCAAGCCCAUUGCUAGUGUGUUAAACAGAGCACUUUGGUGGCACACAAUUUCGGCCGACGAAGUUGAGCGAGAGUUUAUGGAUCAGAUCAUCGACCCCACGGCCAAGACAUUUAAGGACCUCGGUAUUGAACCUGGAGACAUCGCAGACUUCACAUAUCACUACCUGCAAGGAUUCAGAAGCCAGAACUAUUACGACUUGCCCCCCGCAACAGAAAAGGAGAAACGAGAGGACAAGAAGUAUAUCCACGUGCUGGAUGAGUUGUAG
Metarhizium album ARSEF 1941 is the source of this 789-nucleotide messenger RNA. Its product is annotated as NADH-ubiquinone oxidoreductase 40 kDa subunit-like protein. Gene Ontology annotation, molecular function: protein-containing complex binding. The coding region runs from base 1 to 789 and encodes 262 amino acids. Gene Ontology annotation, cellular component: mitochondrion. NCBI's taxonomy places the organism in Eukaryota, Fungi, Ascomycota, Sordariomycetes, Hypocreales, Clavicipitaceae. The transcript is spliced from 3 exons. The record is from RefSeq and is a predicted model, not a curated record.